Misgurnus anguillicaudatus (oriental weatherfish) is the source of this 2058-nucleotide messenger RNA. RefSeq names its product G protein-coupled receptor 26 (gene gpr26). Gene Ontology annotation, biological process: adenylate cyclase-activating G protein-coupled receptor signaling pathway. Gene Ontology annotation, cellular component: membrane. Gene Ontology annotation, molecular function: G protein-coupled receptor activity. The record is from RefSeq and is a predicted model, not a curated record. NCBI's taxonomy places the organism in Eukaryota, Metazoa, Chordata, Actinopteri, Cypriniformes, Cobitidae.
GCUUUUGCGAGUGAAAGCGGAAUAAUUGUCCACGUUGUUUACUAGGUUAGUGCACAUUUUCAGAUCCACACAGUUUGUCAAACUUAAUGGAUUUGCCACCACUAAACUGGGGUCAUGGAGAGUUGUGCGUCGACCACAGACCCCCGCGCACCGGAGAAUAUCACGUCCUGGGGGCUCCGCCACGUACGAGCUGUAGUGAUACAACGUUGUUCACCGUCAUGAACGGUGCUGGAGUUCAAAGUUGCUGGAUUUAGAGCGGGGAACAUCAUGCACAUAGCGGAGCUCACGCUUUCCAUCCUGCUCGCGGCGAUCAUCGUAGUGUCGUUGCUGUCCAACGUGGUGGUGCUGAUUUGUUUCCUAUACAAUGCAGACAUCAGGAAGCAGGUGCCUGGGUUGUUUAUACUCAACCUGACUUUCUGCAACCUGCUUCUGUCCGCCUCCAGCAUGCCCCUGACUCUUUUUGGGGUGCUGAGUAACGCGCAUCCUGGUGGACACGUGUUCUGUCAGGUGGUGGGAUUUUUAGACACUUUCCUGACCACCAACUCCAUGCUGAGUAUGGCAGCGCUGAGCAUCGACCGCUGGGUCGCCGUAGUGUUUCCUCUGAGUUAUCACUCUAGAAUCCGUCACAGGGACGCCUUGAUCGGUCUGGCUUACACGUGGGUUCACUCGUUGUCCUUUUCCGUGGUAGCGGCGUGCCUGUCCUGGGUGGGUUACCAUCAGCUGUACGCGUCCUGCACACUUUGUAAUAACAGUGCGAUCAACGCAAAAACGCAGUUUGCGGUUUACACGCUGGCACUGCACACUCUCACGUUCCUGCUGGUUUCGGUGGUGCUCUGCGUCACGUAUCUAAAAGUGCUCAAAGUGGCGCGCUUUCACUGCAAGCGGAUAGACGUGAUUACCAUGCAAACCCUCGUGCUACUAGUGGACAUCCACCCUAGUGUUCGCCAGCGCUGUCUAGAAGAACAAAAAAGAAGAAGACAGAGAGCCACUCGCAAAAUCAGCACCUUCAUCGGAACCUUCGUCAUCUGCUUCACUCCUUACGUGAUCACCAGGAUUGUGGAGCUAUUUGUGACUGAGCCAUUUAAUCCAUAUUGGGGUGUGCUGAGUAAGAGUCUGGCAUACAGCAAAGCUGCAUGCGACCCGUUCGUCUACUCUCUUCUACGACACCAGUACCGCAAAACCUGCAGUGACAUAGUCAAUCGGCUGAUGCAGCGCAGUUCCCUGAACGCAUCUGGGCAUCAGCACGAAAAUGGAAAGAUUGGAAAGACUGACGAGAUCAGGAAAAUUAGAUGGUCCAAGGAAAUUAUAAAAGAUGAGGAAGGUGAAACCAGACCUACUGACUGAAGACCUGCUGUUGCUAUAGAGAUGAACAAUCACAAAGGUAGAGCUUUUACUGUGUAAAGAGAGAGAACAAUGAGAGCAAUUGAGCCAGCGGGGUGCCAGGCUCUGCAUUUCUAAACUUAAAAAUAAAUCAAGAUUUUAACUGUAGCAAAGGAGAUUUUAGUAGCAAAACAAUUCUAUUUCUUUCUUCUUCGAUUUGUCCUUUUUCAUUCUUUUUUGCUCUGUCCAUCAUUUUUUCUUUUUCGCUUUGUCCAUCUUUCAUUCUUUGUCGCUCUGUCCUUUAUUCUUUUUCGCUCUGUCUAUCUUUCGUUCUUUUUCGCUCUGUCUGUCUUUUAUUCUUUUUCGCUUUGUCCGUCUUUCAUUCUUUAUCGGUCUGUCUUUUUUUCGCUCUGUCCGUCUUUUAUUCUUUUUCACUCUGUUCGUCUUUCAUUCUUUUUCGGUCUGUCUGUCUUUCAUUUCUUUUCUCUCUGUCCUUCUUUCAUUCUUUUUCAGUCUGUCUGUCUUUCAUUCUUCUUCACUCUAACCAUCUUUCAUUCUUUUUCGCUCUGUCCGUCUUUCAUUCUUUUUCACUAUGCCCAUCUUUUAUUAUUUUUCACUAUGCCCAUCUUUCAUUCUUUUUCGAUCUGUCCUUCUUUCAUUAUUUUUCGAUCUGUCCUUCUUUCAUUCUUUUUCGAUCUGUCGUUCUUUCAUUCUUUUUCGAUCUGUUCUUCUUUCAUU